GGAGCAUACCACGUGAUUUCCGUCGUUGCUAUGGUUACAGAUCUAUCCGCGAGGACGCGCAGUUUGGCUGUGUUGUUGUUGACUGAAUUAGAUAAACUGAAGUAUGGACUCGUGUGAAAGUGAGGAUUUGGAAAAGUUCUUGACGAACGUGGACCGUAUAAGUGAGCUGGUGAAGGAGCUGAACUCUGCUGAUGUGGCUGCUCAGGAGAAAGCUAUGGAAAAGGCAGAUUGCCUGGUUGCCUCAAUGGAAAAAGAGAACGCGAGCAAAAGUCACAUAGACAGGACAGUUAUUAAUCCCAAUCCCUCAUGUAUGAGCAGACCAGUGGUAAAUAAAGUGAAUGCAACUUAUGUACCCAGUGAAAGUCCAGAGAAUUUUAUGAGAUCUUUAGAAAAGGAUGUAGAGGAGAGAAGAAUGAGGAGACAAGUGAAAGAGAAGCAAGCAAACGCCUUAAAGGAGAAAGGAAACAAGGCGUUUGCACUGGGAGACUAUGAAUUGGCUGUAAAGAUGUACACAGAAGGUCUAGAACAGCUUCGUGACAUGCCGGCCCUUUACACAAACAGAGCUCAGGCCCAUAUCAAGCUGGAGAAGUAUAAGGAGGCUAUAAGUGACUGUGAAUGGGCCCUGAAGUGCAACCAUAUGUGUAUUAAGGCAUACGUCCACAUGGGAAGAGCACAUCUAGGGCUAAAAAAUUUUAUUGAGUCCAGGCUGUGUUAUGGAAAGAUAUUGGAUAUAGCGCCAGAGCGUGAAACCCUUGUGAAAGAUUAUCUGACACGAGUGGAUUUGGAAGAGAAGAAGUCCCUUCAGGAACAAACAGCACUCAAGGAGUUGAACGAUGGAAAAGAAGGGGCUGUGGCCAUUCCUGAGUUUCUGACAAAGCUGGACAGACCCAAUGAGCACACCCUCUACUACUGCGGUGGCGUUGAGCUUCUCACACAAGCUGUUAAAGACAGUACUGGGCAGACGUUAUUCCGAUUAAACAAUGGCUUUAGUGUCAUCGCUGGCAAUAAGAAUAUAAAGAGCUGUCUUGCACAGACUUCUAAGGAGCUGCACAGCGAGGAGCUAUGUGUUUCUGUCCUCAGAUUAUGGAGAAUGGUUUGCAGUGGAAAUGAGGAGAAUCAACAGCUGUUACUGCAUUGUCCCAGCACAAGAGAACAGAUUGUCCAGUUGUUAACCUCAACUUCCUUAGCAGUCCAGCAGGAGUGUUUAACUUUAAUCUGCAUGUACUGUCAGACGCAGCACGGAAGACGCUUGGUAAUUGAAAACCUCAAUCUGCUCAGAAUGGUAGAGCUCUUGAUGGACUGUGUUUGCAAAGAGGACAAAUCAGGAACCAUGGCCCUCGCUAUUCUGGAGAACUUGGCUGGAGAAAAUAAGUUUCGAAUCCAGUCCAGAGAGAGCAUUACAAAAGUUUUUGCUCCUCCUUUUGAGCAUUUGCUGGAAAAUGUUGCAGGAUCCAGCCAAGACUUGCUGCCCUGCUUAAUUUCUGUGAUUGGGGCCAUGUCUGUGGAUGAAGUCAUUAUUAACAGGCUGGCAAGCCGUGAAGAAUUUUGGAAGAGCUUGUUUUCAGCCAUGGGGUGGUGUGCUAGCUGUGAAUACAGAAAUGCUCUCUAUCCUCUCCUGGGCCUGAUGAUCAACAUAGCCUCUAAUCAAACUCCAAUCAUUCAAGCGUAUGCUGUUGUGGGCUGUAAAAGAUGUGUGGAUCUGCUUAGUGAUCCUGAUGGUGGCAUCAUCACGAGAGCAGCAGGAUUGCUAAGCGUGGUCCUCCCCAAAUCAGCUGCUCUCACUCAGGAAAUUGUGCAGCAAGGAGUAGUAAAGAAACUGCUCAGGAUUCUCAAGGGUGAAGGGCACACAAGCUCGAGAUACUCAAUUAAAGCUCUGGCAGUGUGCACUGCCUCUGGCCAGCAGGCUUGUCAAGAGCUGGUAAAGCUUGACAUGAGGCUGGUGACCAUAAGGAAGCUCCUGGGCAGCAGUGAUGAGUUGGUGGUAGGGAAUGCUGCUCUAUGUCUAGGACACUGUUUGGCGGUACAGGGAGCUGCAGCCAGUCUCUUGGGCACAGAUUGCGUGAUGCUCCUGUUGCGCCAUGUGGCUGGUAAAACUAAUAGAGCUGACGUGCAGCAGAACGCAGCCAUCACUUUGGGGAAACUGUGCAGAGCUGAGCCCAGGCACAUGGUGAAGCUCAGGGAGCUCAAUGGUCUGGAGAUCCUUCACUCCUGUAUGAAAUUGAUCACGUAAGCCCUUCCACUUCAUGCGGACACACCCACAUGGAUGUACCCUGAAAAUCACAACCAGAACAAUCUUCCUGAUCUUAAAGUGAGAAACCUACACUGCACCGGAACUAUCUUUAUUACUCAGUUCUUCCCUGUGUUCAUUUUAAUUACCCAACACUGACACUGGUGGACUAGAUUACAUGCAGCCCAAAGACAAUUCAAGUUUCAUUUUCCUCCCAUCCCAAAUAGCUGACUUUGCAUGUUUAUUUGGUUUCAUUGCAUUUUCCUUGUUUGUUGCCAAAACUGAGAAAUAAUAGCUUUUUCUUUAUCGAUUUUAAUAAUAAAUAAAGCUAGAUGUUUAUUGUAAAGAAUUGGAAAAAUCCACACAGUAUAUGGAAAUGCACAGACAUUAAACUAGGUUCUUAGAGUUAGGUAAUUAAUAUUUAAUUUGGUAUCAUUUCAGGUUCACAUAGACAUACUUCUAAGGAAUCACUAAUCUGGUCAGAACCUAGUUUACAAACCUGACAUCAAUGUUAUGUUCUUUGGUCUGUACAAGGUAUUACUUUUUAAUUCAAAUUCUGUUUCUUGUGCGGUAAAGUAUUGGAUCCUAAAUUUUAAAUGACAUUAAAGCUGAUUUAUGAAAAGCAAA
Ictalurus punctatus (channel catfish) is the source of this 2854-nucleotide messenger RNA. RefSeq names its product tetratricopeptide repeat domain 12 (gene ttc12). Gene Ontology annotation, molecular function: protein binding. The transcript is spliced from 21 exons. Bases 104 to 2230 code for a protein of 708 amino acids. NCBI's taxonomy places the organism in Eukaryota, Metazoa, Chordata, Actinopteri, Siluriformes, Ictaluridae. The record is from RefSeq and is a predicted model, not a curated record.